Messenger RNA from Ambispora gerdemannii, 1026 nucleotides. Lineage: Eukaryota; Fungi; Glomeromycota; Glomeromycetes; Archaeosporales; Ambisporaceae. The record is from the annotation of a GenBank genome assembly.
AUGUCCAGUUCUUUUAUCAAAGCCCAAAAAAGAAUUGCCAUUGGUUUAAGUGGUGGAGUAGACUCGGCGGUAGCGGCUUAUUUUUUAAAAAAGGAGGGUCAUGAGAUAAUUGCGAUUUUUAUGCAAAAUUGGGAUGAUUAUUUGGGUGGACAACCAACGAAUAUUUGUUCCCAAACUCAGGAUUGGGAUGACGCCCAAGCCAUUGCUCAUCAAUUAGAUAUUCCAAUCUAUAAAGUAGAUUUAAAAAAAGGAAUUACUCCUAAUCCUGAUAUUUUGUGUAACAGUGUGAUCAAAUUUCAUUAUUUUACUGAGCACGUAAAAAAGGAGUUUGCGACUGAUUUUAUCGCUACCGGUCAUUAUGCGAAAAUAGUUCAGGAAGGCAAGGAAUAUUAUUUAAGUAAACCCAAAGAUAAUAGUAAAGACCAAACCUAUUUCCUGUGCCAAAUUGACCGUAAUUUAUUAGACAAAAUACUUUUUCCUCUGGCUAAUUCAACUAAAAAGGAAAUUCGUCAGAUUGCGGAAAAAGCCGGGCUAAUUAAUGCGCAAAAAAAAGAUUCGACUGGCAUUUGUUUUAUUGGCGAGCGCAAGUUUGAAGGUUUUUUGACUAAUUAUUUUCCCAAAAAAAAAGGAGAGGUAAUAGAUGUUGAUGACAAAAAAGUGAUAGGGGAGCAUUUUGGAACUCCUUUUUUUACUAUCGGACAGCGCCGAAGUCUAGGUCUUCACGGGCAAAAAAAACCUCAUUAUGUAGUAGGAAAAAAUAUUAAAAAAAACCUAAUUUAUGUGGCAAGUGGCUGGGAUAAUAAUAAUCAAAACAUAACUGCUAAAUUUCGUUAUCGCCAACCGGAAAUUCCGGUAAAAAUUACUCCCCUAACCGAUUUUAAGGAAUUAAAAGUAGAAUUUUCCGAAAAACAACGAGCCAUUACCCCUGGACAGUAUGCCGUUUUUUAUCAAGAUAAUAUUUGUUUAGGCGGUGGGGUAAUUUUUAAUACGGAAAGAAAUAAGGAAAAUAGCGAACCCAACAUUUAA